Calliphora vicina (urban bluebottle blowfly) is the source of this 825-nucleotide messenger RNA. RefSeq lists its product as uncharacterized. The transcript has 2 exons. Lineage: Eukaryota; Metazoa; Arthropoda; Insecta; Diptera; Calliphoridae. Bases 44 to 802 code for a protein of 252 amino acids. The record is from RefSeq and is a predicted model, not a curated record.
AUCAGUAGUUCCAAUUUAGCUAACCAUACUUCUAAUAAUAAAAAUGAAAUUCUUCGUCGCUGUUUUGUUCGCCGUCGUUGCCUUGGCUGCCGCCGAUGUCAGCCACUUGAACAGAAAUUACUUGCCACCUCAAGCAGCUGCCAGCAGUACUCAUGAACAAUACGAAUCGGCUCCUUCAAGCUUUAGUUCCAGCACUGAUACCUUCAAAUCUGAAUCCAGCUACUCUGCUCCUGCAGCUGCAUCAUCUUUCACCUCCAAGCAAUACUCUGCUCCAGACAGUGCUGCCAGUUUCAGCAGCCGUUUCUCUUCUGACUCCAGCUCUGACAAAUCUGGCUCCAGCUUCUCUGCUCCCGAUAGUGCAGCUUCCUUCACCUCUUCCAAGACCAGUGAAUACAAAGCUCCUGCUUCCAGCUCCUUCAAGUCUGGUUCCAGCUACUCUGCUCCCGAAUCUGCAGCUUCCUUCAGCUCAUCCAAGACUACCGAAUACAAAGCUCCCGCUUCCAGCUCCUUCAAAUCUGACUCCAGCUACUCUGCUCCUGAAACUGCUGCUUCUUUCAAUACCUUCAAAACUACUGAAUACAAAGCUCCCGCUUCUAGCUCUUUCAAAUCUGACACCAGUUUUACUGCUCCCGAAACCACCAGCUUCUCUACAGGUUCCAGCUACUCUGCUCCCGAAUCAGCUGCUUCUCACACUGCUCCAUCUUACUCCACCUCUUUCACCGAUUCCAGCUUCUCUGCUCCACAAGCUGCUGCCUCUGGUGUCGAUACCCAAUAUGCUCCUAAUGGUGGUUAUGUCUACUAAAUUUUGAAAAUCUAAAAACGUCA